GUGUGCUUUGCUUUAUAAUAAGUUCUUAAAAUGUAUUGAAAUUUGUUGAUUCCAUGGUGGGAGAAAUUUAUAUUUACACAAGUGGAACGAUUAAAGUGAUCAUAGUGCUUUUCGGAUGUGCCAAUGAUAUGAGAGGAUGAAAUGGACGUGGUGGGAGUUUGGUUUUGUGGCACUGACCUAAUUAACAACUGUACACCUCAUAUAACCACACAAUCCAGACCGCCAUUCCUCCUUUUUUUUUUUUUUCUUUUCUUUUCUUUCUCAUUAAAUUUAGAUUUAACUUAACUUCAAAAACUAAUGCAGAUCAUUGUCAUCAUUUAUAUACACUAUUUUGAUUAUAUCACUAUUCAACUCCAACACAUCCUCUUGAGUGUGAGAUUUAUAGGAUUAGACAUUUUUCAUGAUCUGCUAACGGCUUGAUAAUGGGUGAUCCGAUAGGUCCAACAUAAAUACUAUAAGAUAGGAUAUGAUACCAUAUAUUGUUUUUAUUAUAUUUAUUUUUUCAUAUGAACCAUAGCAACACUUGAAGUUGUCAAUCAAUGGCAAUGGCGCCUUCAACUUCCAAUAGUGGGUCUGGAAAGAAGGUUAGAAAGCCUUAUACUAUUACCAAGUCAAGGGAGAGCUGGUCCGAGGAAGAACACGACAAGUUUCUCGAAGCUCUUCAACUAUUUGACAGAGAUUGGAAGAAAAUUGAAGAUUUUGUUGGUUCAAAAACAGUUAUUCAGAUCAGAAGUCAUGCCCAGAAGUACUUCUUGAAAGUUCAAAAGAACGGGGCAGUAGCACACGUGCCUCCUCCUCGGCCUAAGCGUAAAGCUUCUCAUCCUUAUCCACAAAAGGCAUCCAAAAAUGUUUUGUUGCCAUUGCCAGCUUCCAUGGCUUAUGUUUCUUCCACUAGUACCCUUCCACCUGGGUAUGUCACAUGGGAUGAAAAUUCCUUGCUCAUGAAUUCUGGAUCCAACAAAUCAGUGCCUUGUAAUGAUGAGCUCGCCUAUCUUCUUGGAAAUGAAGCUGAUAUUGGAUCAAAGGGGAUAACACGAAUUGGUCACAGCAGUCCUAGUGGUGUUGGGAACUCUACUAGAAAUCUGCCUGCUACUGAGAUGGCAAAACAAGGGAAACAGGCUCAGGUGAUUCAUGGUUUGCCAGAUUUUGCUGAAGUUUACAGCUUCAUUGGAAGUGUUUUUGAUCCAGACACAAAAGGUCAUGUCCAGAAGCUGAAGGAAAUGGAUCCUAUAAAUUUUGAAACUGUUUUGUUGUUAAUGAAAAACCUCACUGUCAAUUUGUCUAGUCCUGACUUUGAGCCAGUUGUAAGUUUCAAAAGGAAGGCCAUGUCAUCAUACGAUGUCAAUACAAAUACAGUAGGAGUUACCGCAGGAAUCGACGUCAAGAAGCAGACAAAUGAUCUAUCAUGUCAAACAGCUUGACAACCAUUAAUUGAACUUAUUAUCAAAUUUGGAUGGAAGACUGAGGUUUUGCACAACCAGCAGCAUUAGCACGCAAUGCAUUCACUCGUUGUGAAGCUUUGUAAAUGCAACCAAAGCAUCAGCCUAUGUAACCUCAACCAGGAUACCAAAGCCAAAAAGAUAUUCAUCAGGUAAAUUCUAAGGUGCACAAGGUUUUGUAGUAUUGCAGUGAUUAUAGUACGUGUUAAUAGGAUGUGGUUUUCAAGUAGACACAUGGGCCUAAUAGUAAGAUAAGUUUGAUGAUUCAGGUGUAUUAAAUGGUGGUGGUGGUGGAGAUGGUGAGUGGGGGAAGGGUGGGGGGCUAGUGAUAGUAGCUUAUAAUAUCAAUGUGGUCUAACUUUCAAUGUAUAUGAUAAAGAGCAUCAUAACAGGAAGUGGUCCCAAUUUCUAAUUCUAUUUACUUUUUUAAGCAUCAAUAAUUGGAAUGCAAGUGUGAAGUUAACAAGAAAGCAGUUCAAUAUAUGGCCCCUAUGUUUUACAUCAAAAAUCAAUUUCCUACAGGAUACAGAUACUUCAAUAUAAAAUAUGAAAUUAGACACGUUCAGUUAUAUUUAACGAUUUAAAAUUAAAUUUACUAAAGAGACAUAAUAGGCGUGUUUUAGUCUUUUAGAUAAAGGUUGUAGGUCCAAUUAUUUGACAUGAGAAUGAAGUACCUGUUAAACUAUGCAGUAGAACGUAGAACGUAGAACGGUAAGCUUUUCGGGUUAGUACGAAUUUUAUUGUGCAAAAACCAGCAAGUUUGAAAUUUAACAAACCGUUUAUUGCAUGACAAUAAUACAUGAGGGAAGAGAUGAAAAGUAAAUGACUGCGUAACCGUUAUUUUGUCUACUUUCAUCAGUUUUUUCUUACUAGAAAGAAUUUGACUAACAAGUUUUUUUGUACUACUAAAAAGAAUUUCUUGCAGUAGACAGAAUACCACUGAAGAACCGUAAAGAGAGAUUUGUAAAAAAAGAAGAAAAGAAGAACCAUAAAGAGAGAAUCCUCCUUAGACAGAUCUUGACUUAAGCAGUUAAGCAUUACCUAUAACAAAUUAACAAUAAAAUGCUUGCUUCGCACAUCACUUGGGAAACCAUCAUCCGAAGAUGGCAAAAUGCAAGUACAGUAAUGCACGGACGAAAAAAAAAAAGUACAAUUAUGCAGAAUUAUAAUAAGAUGGUGAUAAGCGUGGAACUAUGAAGGGAUGUGUGUGCCUAACAUCAUUCUUAGAACAGCCACCAUCAAUUAAUUUGUCAUAGAGGUUAUUUAACUAAUUCCUCUACUCAUCAAGAUAUAGAAAUUGAGUUGUAGACAUAAGAAGAAUCUUGUCAAUAUAAGUAAUAUAGACAAAUCCAAUUAGCACUAUCUA
Glycine soja is the source of this 2805-nucleotide messenger RNA. RefSeq names its product protein REVEILLE 8-like. The record is from RefSeq and is a predicted model, not a curated record. Gene Ontology annotation, molecular function: DNA binding. The transcript has 9 exons. Bases 540 to 1421 code for a protein of 293 amino acids. NCBI's taxonomy places the organism in Eukaryota, Viridiplantae, Streptophyta, Magnoliopsida, Fabales, Fabaceae.